AUGUGGGUUGCCUCUCUGAGCCGAUGGUCGAGCGAGGCACAGCCGGCCUACACGCCGGGCUUCGAGGUCGCCGGAAUCGUCAUCGAGACGCUUCCCAUCGUCGUCUCGGCCGUCGAGGCCUACGUCAGCUUCAUGCCGGACUGGGGCAAGACAGCCUCGGAACUGAAGAGCAUCAACCAGCAGCUGACGAUGGAGAGAUCGAAGCUGUACAAUGUCUGCGAGCAGCUCCUGGGAGACGUCGUGCCGCAGGCAGAUGUCGAGCCGAUGCUGCAGGACCCGUUCGGGCCCCUGUGGCAGGCCAAGGAGCCAAACGACAGAAUCCGCCGACGGCUGUACGACUCGUACGACCCGUUCGAGCAGACGGUGCUAGCGGUCAGAGAAGCGCUCGAAACUGUGAUUCAGAGGCUCAGCGUGCAAAUUACACGGGACGGAAAGGUCGAAUGGGUCGACAGGCAGUGGAUGCCACGGGAAUUCAAAAAGUUUCUCGACCUCGAGGGCUUGACGCGCCAGAGCGUGACUCUCGAGCCCGUCCGUCGAAGGCGGUCGCGCGUCAAGGUAGUCAAGAUCCUGCGGGACCUGUCUUCGAGCAUCUACUGCGCUCUGCGAUCCAGCAUUGUGUGUACGGACCCGCACGACGAAAAGGGCCAUAUUCGCCUCUUUGUCAAGUCCGAGACAAUUCUCUUAUUCAGGAGCCCAGGGAAGCUGCCUACUACCGACAUCACCUUUACCAAGAUACCCCCGCCGACUCUUGGACUCUGCGCUGCCUUGAAAGAGGCCCGCGAGGCGCGGCCGGUGCGCUACGGCUGUCUCGCCGACCGGGAACGAACCGAGCACCACUUCGAGGUGUACCCGCUGGGGGCGACCGCCGACAGCGACCGCUGGUCGAUCGUCACGCUGCAAGACGUGCUGGAGCGCAGGCCCGAGACGGGUCUGCAGUCGCUGGUGUGGCUCGAGGAGAAGGUCAGGCUGGCACUCGCGGUUGCUUCCGCCGUCCUGCAGCUGAGCAAGACGCCGUGGCUGCCCGGGACGCUGACGAGCAAGAGCGUGCACUUCUUCAACCGCGGCAGCCCCGUCUCGUACCAGCACCCAUUUCUAUCCAGGAGCUUCCCACAUGUUCCGACGCAGCCGCGGACAAACACGACGCUCUUCGCGCUCGAAAUACUGCUGCUCGAAAUAAUACUCGGCGCGGCCCUCGACCAGCUGCGCGAGCCGCAGGAUGACCUGGCUGGGCUGCUGGAACAACGGGUAGCGCUGAUCAGUCCACCCUACAAGACUGUUGUCGAGCGUUGCAUCGGGUGCAGUACGACGCAGGAUCUGAGCGAGGAGCAGUUUAGACAGAAGGUGUACGAGGGGGUUGUCAUAAAGGAGCUGGCGGCCAUCCUUGAACACGCGAAACUGUAG
Lasiosphaeria miniovina is the source of this 1401-nucleotide messenger RNA. RefSeq lists its product as uncharacterized. The record is from RefSeq and is a predicted model, not a curated record. The coding region runs from base 1 to 1401 and encodes 466 amino acids. The transcript is spliced from 8 exons. Lineage: Eukaryota; Fungi; Ascomycota; Sordariomycetes; Sordariales; Lasiosphaeriaceae.